Gambusia affinis (western mosquitofish) is the source of this 2489-nucleotide messenger RNA. RefSeq names its product NCK adaptor protein 2a (gene nck2a). Gene Ontology annotation, molecular function: protein binding. The record is from RefSeq and is a predicted model, not a curated record. The transcript is spliced from 4 exons. NCBI's taxonomy places the organism in Eukaryota, Metazoa, Chordata, Actinopteri, Cyprinodontiformes, Poeciliidae. The coding region runs from base 277 to 1455 and encodes 392 amino acids. Gene Ontology annotation, biological process: negative regulation of PERK-mediated unfolded protein response; positive regulation of translation in response to endoplasmic reticulum stress; positive regulation of endoplasmic reticulum stress-induced intrinsic apoptotic signaling pathway.
CUUCGUUCUAGCUAGCUUGAAAGAAGUGAUCGAGGUGGAGGCAGUCAGCCUGCGAAGGGAAAACAAGCGAGGACAGGUCGGGCACUACAUGCCCAGCCCGUGUUUUAAAAGAAGGAAAAUUAGUUAAAGUGGAGGAUAUGUGGAUGUGAGUGGGGUUUUCGUCACUUUCACGCGGGCUCAGUUACUUAUUGUUUGGCUCUCGGGCUGUGGCGUGUUGAGCGUGUCGCUGUUUGCCCAUUGUCACUGGAGUGAACACUAAGGAGGACUCCAUGAAAGAUGACAGAGGAGGUGAUUGUUGUAGCCAAGUGGGACUACGUAGCCCAGCAGGACCAGGAACUUGACAUCCGUAAAAACGAGCGCCUCUACCUCCUCGACGACUCGAAAACGUGGUGGCGUGUCCGCAACACCACCAACCAGACGGGUUACGUGCCGUCGAACUACGUGGAGCGCAAGAAAGGCUCUCUGGUGAGGAACAUCAAAGACACCUUGGGUUUGAGAAAGAGUAAGAGGAAGACGAGUGCGCGUGAUGCCUCCCCUACGCCGAGCUCAGACACAGAGUACCCUUCCAACGGCAGCGGGGGCGGAGGUAUGGUCGGCGCCGCAGAGAGGAUCUAUGACCUCAACAUCCCUGCUGUGGUCAAGUUUGCGUACACGGCAGAGAGAGACGACGAGCUAACUCUGCUCAAAGGCUCCAGGGUGGUCGUCAUGGAGAAGUGCAGCGACGGCUGGUGGCGCGGCAGUCAGGCCGGCCGCGUCGGCUGGUUCCCCUCCAAUUACGUCCAGGAGGAGCUCAUGGGGGUGGACGACAGAGAGGGGGACUCCCCGCGGGGUUACCUCGGCGGACCUCAGGGAACUCUGCUGGCCAACGGCCGCGCCGGCGAUCGGGGCGUUGUCCUCCACCUGGUCCAAACGCUGUACCCCUUUGGCUCGACAACCGAGGAGGAGCUUAACUUUGAAAAAGGAGAAAUCAUGGAGGUGAUAGAGAAGCCGGAGAACGACCCAGAGUGGUGGAGGUGUAAGAACUCUCGUGGCGUCGUGGGCCUGGUGCCUAAAAACUAUGUGGUGGUGCUGGACGAGCGACCCGGCCCUCCCUCCACCACGUCGGGCUCCCCUCAGAGCCGCUAUGCGGGACCGGCGCGCUCGGGGAGGUUUGCCGGCAGGGACUGGUACUACGGCAACAUCACCAGACACGAGGCUGAGUGCAUACUCAACGAACGGGGAGAGGAGGGCGACUUCCUCAUACGAGACAGCGAGUCAUCGCCCAGUGAUUUCUCCGUGUCCCUGAAGGCGGCAGAGAAAAACAAGCACUUUAAAGUGCAGCUGUCAGAUGGGGUGUACUGCAUCGGCCAGCGCAGGUUCAGCUCCAUGGAUGAACUAGUGGAGCAUUACAAGAAGGCCCCCAUCUACACAAGCGAUCACGGAGAGAAGCUGUACCUGGUGAAGGCGCUGCUGUGAUCUACACACCUACACUGGAUCUCUCUCACACACACACAUGAUCCCCAACUGUCUUAACCCAAGCCUUAGCUCUGGACCCCUCCUGCUGUGGCGUCUGUACCAUAUCCAGAUCCUCAGAUCUCCUGGAUUUGUUUUUUUCCAAGUGAAAACCAGACAAACUUGGUUUCUUUUUGCUGUAUUUUGCAGACGACCCUCAGACGGCCAUCACUGAGCCACACGGCGAACACAGUGUGUACCGAGCCUCUGUUCUCUUGGAUGUGAUAACAUGCAGUGACCACAUUUGCUGCUAACAGAACGCCUGAGGCCUUGUUGGGGGGGUGGGGGGGGGGUUGAGCUCUCCCUCUGAUGUCAUACGUAACGUCUUCUUACUAGCACGCACAUUGUAAGUUCCACCAUUGCUCUUAACUCACCCAGGGGAGAAUGGACGUUCUCACCGGUUCAAAGAGGGACUCGGACCUCAGUGGGGGCCAACUCUAACUCUGUCACGUCUAAUCGCAGCCCAUGUUUCAUUUAGUCUAUCAAGACCCACUUGUUAGUGAACUCACUUUAUUAUUAUUAUUUUUUUAAAGCUUAUUUAAAUUUGUUCAUGUUUUGUAGUUACUUUUUCACAAAGUGACCAGAAUCACUUUUGCCUUUUUUUUCUUUCCUCUAAUUUUCACCAUUCCUCCACUCACUUGUUUUUGUUUUUUGUUUGGUUUUUUUGUUAAUGCCACCUUUUUCUGUUUCUACCAAACAGUUAAUUGCUAGUGAUACUUUAAAUCUGGACAAAAAAACACUCACUGUAGUAUUUCUACCAGGCGGUGCAAUAGAGGAGACCUCAGAGUUCCUGUAGAGUUUGAAUGUUGAUCCAUGUAACCAAACGUGCCACCCUGUACCCGUUUACUGCUGGCUCCAGGUCUGCGCUGCACUCUCUGAUUAACCCACAGCUCAGUGCUCAUGUUUUGAUGUGUCGAGUUGAACAUGUUGCCGUUGUGUUCUCCAGUACGUGUCUGUAGCUACAUGAGGAAGAACAACAAUAAAAUCUUUUGUUUGUU